Messenger RNA from Ilyonectria robusta, 1317 nucleotides. RefSeq lists its product as uncharacterized. The record is from RefSeq and is a predicted model, not a curated record. The transcript is spliced from 2 exons. NCBI's taxonomy places the organism in Eukaryota, Fungi, Ascomycota, Sordariomycetes, Hypocreales, Nectriaceae. Bases 1 to 1317 code for a protein of 438 amino acids.
AUGCCCGGGAAACUUGUUAGUUGGCCGGCCUGGCAAGAGUUUGAAACUCCCCCGAAGGGCGUUUCUGAAGACACCUUCACAUUCUCCCCCAAGGCUAAAGCGGACGUCAUCGCACAGUAUGGUGAAGAAGCACUCCGCAAAGGUUGGCUUAAGGUCUGCAAAGAUCUCGAGGCUGUUACUGAGAGGCUGAGCUCGCUUGGGAGUGAGGCUGUUCCCGUUUUGGACAUGAAGGAGAUCCGUGAUGGCGGGCUUUCGGAUGCCAGACGAUCGGAGCUAAAAUCCAGUGGUUGCUGUAUCGUGAGAGGUGUGAUCGAAGAAGGGGAGGCGACGUCAUUGUUCAAAAACCUGAAGGGCUUUGUGGCCGCGAACAAGGACAGCAUCAGUGGCUGGCCUAUAGAGUCUCCUGCGAUGCUCAGGCUAUACAAUUCCCCAACCCAGAUUGCAGUCAGGACGCACCCUAACCACAUCCUGUUGCAAAGAACAUUGAACUCCCUCUUUCACGAUGAGUCUGGAGAAACAAGCCCCGAACCACUCAGCUAUACAGAUGCAGCGCGGAUUCGCCCUCCCGGACAAGCCUUUUUGGGUCUCGGACCCCAUAUUGACGCCGGAAGUCUGUGCCGUUGGGCAGAUGCGCAAUACCGCCAAGUAUAUGACAACAUCUUCUCUGGUUAUCCCGAACUUCAUGACGCCUACGACCUCAACGUCCGCAAGGAUGCCGAUCAAUUUCUGUUCAAGGCCAACGCUCACUCUGUCGUUUUCCGUGCCUUUCAGGGUUGGACGGCAUUGACGCCAACAUCAGCUGGUUGUGGCACGCUGAUGCUCUACCCCGAAGUCUCGACGGUCAUUGCCUAUGUGAUGCUGAGACCUUUCUUUGCCCCACCAGAAAACCGGGAGGAUAUCAUGGAUGCCAGCAAGUGGACAUUUGACCCCAAGUCUAGCUGGCUUCCUGGCACUAUGACGGACCAAAGCCAGCGACUGAGUACGAGCUCCCAUCCCCAUCUUCGGCUGGAAGAUUGUCUUGCGCACAUUCCGCCAAUGAACCCUGGCGAUACAGUCUGGUGGCAUACAGAUAUGUGCCACGCUGUCGAUCCUGAGCACCAGGGUGAUCAAGACGCCAGUGUAGUUUAUGUGGCCGCAUGCCCGACUACCCCUCGAAACAAGGAGUAUAUCAAAGAGCAGCUGCAGGCGGCGCUAACUGGACAAGGUCCUCCGGAUUGUCCGAAUCUCGUCGUUGACGAGUCCAAAUUUAAAGGAUAUACGGGAUUUUCUGGUGUUUCAGAAGAAGGAAAGAUUGUGUUGGGAUUUCCACUUCUUUAA